AUGAAGAAGGUUGAAAGUACGGAAAGUGUGUGUAUUCGUCAUUUAUGGGAACACAAGACAACAUUCCGAUUUAACACCCUUUGUUUAGGUACACUUUUCAGACAGAGUGGACUUACACUUGCCCUUGGAGGUGAAGAUGGCAUCGUCAGACUUUUUGACCUCUCUGGAACCUCUGAUGAAGGAUUCAAAUCUCAGCAGACAACGUUGGAGACAAAAAGUGGGCCAAUUCAGGCGAUGGCCAUUCAUGAUGUCACAAAGUUUUAUCACAAUGAUCUGAUAGUAGCUGAUUCCUGUGGCACAAUGACGGUUUUCUGUAGUCGACAAAUCCUUUGUCGCCAGAGUGUAGCUGAAUCAAGCAUCAGCUCGAUCCAAGUCGAAAAAGACAAAACUGGAAAUAUUGUGGUAGUGAUGAGCACAGAGGCUGGAGUAAUUAGUGGAGUGCUGCCCUCUAGCGAGUUGUGGCGGAUCAACCUCCAUGAUUUGGGCACAAAUAUAAAUUCAAAGCAGACAAUAUCUGUACGAAGUCUCUUAGCAGCUGAAUUGGUCAACCAACAUGGCCACAAAUCAAGUUACAUUAUGGCUGCUGAUGACAACAAUAGCUUGAUUAUCAUCCAUCAGGGUGCAGUUGUCUCUGUCCUCAAGACAUCAUCAGUAAUCACUGCUAUGUGCCAGGGAAGGUUUGUGCCUGAGGACAAACUGCUGCCAAUAGGUCUACCUUCUGGAGGAGGACCUGCUACCUCGUCACAAGUAGCUCUCGGGUCAGAAAGUGGAGCAGUGUAUAUCUUCCACAAUUUCAAUGUAACAGAAGAUGAAUAUGCUAAUACUCAGUAUCCAAUCACAAAUCUACGAUCUCUAACAGUUCCAGACAAAGACACCGACCUACUCCUGUGUACUGGUCACUUCAACUCCUUAAAUAUCUUCUCAGAUGGAAAGAAAGUUGCCCAGCAUGCUACACCUGACUGGAUAAACUCCCUUGAAGUUGCAGACCUUGAUGGUGAUGGAACAAAAGAGGUUGUGUUUGGUUGCUUUGACAAUAGCGUCCAUGCUGUGAAAGUAUCGCCAACUUGAACUAUGUGCAGUUUGUGAUGAUGGCGUGAAACAAACCAUAUUGUGCACUGAGAGCAGGACUCUCAGGUUAUAAAGUCAUGAUAAGAUUUGACAGUAUCGAUCGCUUACACAGCAAUCCUGCUUCAUAUCUGCUGAGGAGCUCAUACAAAAGGACCACUCUGAUCCGAUUGUGUUGUCCAACUGGUCUUGUCACACACACAAUUUGAUGCUCGAUAAGAAAAUGAAUAGUAUUGGAAUUGCUUUUGAAUUACAAAAUAAUUAAAUUUAUUAAUGAAA
Messenger RNA from Ylistrum balloti, 1344 nucleotides. RefSeq lists its product as uncharacterized. The record is from RefSeq and is a predicted model, not a curated record. Lineage: Eukaryota; Metazoa; Mollusca; Bivalvia; Pectinida; Pectinidae. Bases 1 to 1068 code for a protein of 355 amino acids. The transcript has 8 exons. Gene Ontology annotation, molecular function: protein binding.